AUGAGUGUGCCGCCAAUAGUUACCCAUGGAUCUACGGUUAUCCUUGUUCUCGCAACAAUACUGAACAUCAUAUUCAUCUAUAUGAUACGAAAUGGAAUGCGCAGUGCCGUUGGUCAAGCCUACAAAAAUAUUAUGACCUGCUUCGCAGUGUGCAAUAUCACGUUCGCGUCCAUAGAAUUCAUUGUCAAACCUGGCAUUCACGUGUAUGGUACAUCUCUGAUCACGUUCAGUCACGGAAUGUAUGGCGUGAACACUGCGCUACUGGCCCUUCACUUCGUCUACAGAUACAUUUUUCUUUGCAGACAGAGUUUGCUGUGCAUCUUCCAUGGGAAAGCCUCCAUCGCUGCCGUAAUUCUAUCUGUGCUUUCAUGGGGCUUCGCCUAUGGCCUCAUCACAUUCUAUUGUUUUGCCGCCGACGAAAACUAUUACAAAUAUGCCAGUUCGUCGCUUUACGCAGAGUUCGGAAUAGAUGCUCGUAGCCUGUCUUUCUUCUGCAUCUUCACUCACGAAGUGAAUGGCAACACCACAACCAUUCAUUGGAUGUCAACAGUAGGACUGAGCUUGAUUUAUAUUAUGAUGAUAAUUACGUUUUCUGUCAUGGUACUUUGCGGAAUUGAAAUGUAUCGAACUCUGAAGAAGUCCUCAAUGAGUCACAACACCUAUGUCUGCUCAUUCAGAAUAUAUCAAUUUAUGCCAUUGGUUGUCACUAGCUACACGGUUAUCGAUCCAAUCGCGAUCAUGUUCCUUGCAUGUGAUUUCCGAGGGACAGUCAGCAAUCUGAAGAAAGCGCAUGAGAGACAUGCUCUGUAUGACAAAAGUAACUCAAGUGGACUCAGUGGCAACAACAAGUCAACAAUUUCCCAUGUUUUUCAAAAUAAAUGGUGCACUAUCAUUAAAUACGAUCGCAGUUUAUCAUGCAAGAAGUGUGUCUAG
Molecule: messenger RNA, 933 nt
Organism: Cooperia oncophora
Lineage: Eukaryota; Metazoa; Nematoda; Chromadorea; Rhabditida; Trichostrongylidae
Source: the annotation of a GenBank genome assembly